CAACUGGCAACGUGGAAGCAAAAGUAGUAUGCUUCUAUAGACGACGAGAUAUUUCCAACACGCUUAUAAUGCUUGCAGAUAAGCAUGCUAAAGAAAUUGAGGAAGAAUCUGAAACAACCAUUGAGGCUGACUUGACUGAUAAACAGAAACAUCAGUUGAAACAUAGGGAACUCUUUUUGUCUCGCCAAUAUGAAUCUCUGCCUGCAACACAUAUCAGGGGGAAAUGCAGUGUUGCCCUUCUGAAUGAGACAGAGUCAGUAUUGUCAUAUCUCGAUAAAGAGGAUACCUUUUUCUACUCAUUGGUCUAUGACCCCUCUGUGAAAACACUAUUAGCUGACAAAGGUGAGAUCAGAGUGGGACCUAGAUAUCAAGCAGACAUUCCAGAAAUGCUCUCAGAAGGAGAAUCAGAUGAGAGGGAACAGUCAAAAUUGGAAGUUAAAGUUUGGGACCCAAAUAGCCCACUUACAGAUCGACAGAUUGACCAGUUUUUAGUUGUAGCACGUGCUGUUGGGACAUUCGCUCGAGCCCUUGAUUGCAGCAGUUCUGUACGGCAGCCUAGUUUGCAUAUGAGCGCAGCUGCAGCUUCCCGAGACAUCACUCUGUUUCAUGCUAUGGAUACAUUAUAUAGACACAGCUAUGACUUGAGCAGUGCAAUAAGUGUCUUAGUGCCACUUGGAGGACCUGUUUUAUGCAGAGAUGAAAUGGAAGAAUGGUCAGCCUCUGAAGCUACUUUAUUUGAAGAGGCACUGGAAAAAUAUGGCAAAGACUUCAAUGAUAUACGUCAAGACUUUCUCCCUUGGAAAUCAUUGACUAGCAUCAUUGAAUAUUAUUACAUGUGGAAAACUACUGACAGAUACGUGCAGCAGAAACGUCUAAAAGCCGCAGAAGCAGAGAGUAAACUGAAACAAGUGUAUAUCCCAACUUACAAACCGAAUCCCAACCAAAUAUCCACCAGCAAUGGCAAACCUGGUACUGUGAAUGGGGCCGUGGGAACCACAUUCCAGCCGCAGAAUCCCCUCUUAGGGCGAGCCUGUGAGAGCUGCUAUGCUACACAGUCUCAUCAGUGGUAUUCUUGGGGUCCACCUAAUAUGCAGUGUAGAUUAUGUGCAACCUGUUGGCUCUAUUGGAAAAAAUAUGGCGGCCUGAAAAUGCCCACUCAGUCAGAAGAAGAGAAGUUAUCUCCCAGCCCACCUACAGAGGACCCCCGUGUCAGAAGCCACAUGUCCCGCCAAGCCAUGCAGGGGAUGCCCGUCCGCAACACUGGGAGCCCAAAGUCUGCAGUGAAGACCCGCCAAGCUUUCUUCCUUCACACUACAUAUUUCACAAAAUUUGCUCGUCAGGUCUGCAAAAAUACCCUCCGGCUGCGGCAGGCAGCGAGACGGCCGUUUGUUCCUAUUAAUUAUGCUGCCAUUAGGGCAGAAUAUGCAGACAGACAUGCUGAACUCUCCGGAAGUCCCCAGAAAAGCAAAAGCACCAGGAAACCUUUGGCAUGUAUCAUUGGGUAUUUAGAGAUCCAUCCUUCAAAGAAACCUAAUGUAAUUCGAUCUACACCAACUCUACAAACUCCCACUACCAAGCGGAUGCUGGCCACCCCCAAUCACACGACUCUGAGCAUUUUGGGGAAAAGAAACUACAGUCAUCACAAUGGCCUGGGUGAACUCACAUGCUGCGUGUCAGACUGAGCUACCCCUGUUUCAUCCUAUAAUCCAAGACUUGCUCCACUGCCCUGCUGCUGUUCAUGGCCGUGCCUGGGAAGGAGGCAGCCGCAUCCCCAGUACCUUUCAGUGGGAGACCUCCAUGCACACCCCAUGGAGACUCGAUGAGGGGGGAGGGGGAAGAAACUGUAGGAGUGCACGCCACAAAAGCUGAGUCUCCCUGUGUGAAUCAGUGUCACCUCGCUUUCCUCAGAGACCUCGCUGUCCCCGAGAGACCUGCCUGAGAAUUAAGGGCAAGAGGGAGCCACUCCGCUUCCUCCCUUCUCCGCACCCUGCAUCCCUGCACAGCAGCUCUUGGGGCAGGAGGGCGGCUGAGAGCUCCGAGCCACUGCUGUCCUGCAUGCGCCAGCUCAGCUCUGCUGUAAGCUGUAUGACCAUGUACAGGAGGGACAUGGCAUCUUUCUGAAUGGAUUUUUCUUAACAAAUGUGCCAGUGUUUAUGCAAUUCACAACAUUUCCCUUGUCCUCGCUGUUACUGUCACUGGCUUUUUCUCAGUCGGCUUCAUAGUAAUUUUUUUUUUAAUGGGGAAAUUUUCCUCUUUACCUCCUGCAUCCUAUAUUUGAUCCCUUCCCUACCCCUCCAAGGUACAGACUUACCCGAGGUCCUGACAAAUGAUAAGAAAAGUGUCUUUGGGAA
This is a messenger RNA of Myotis davidii, 2351 nucleotides long. It is a transcript of the gene MTA3, whose product is annotated as metastasis associated 1 family member 3. Lineage: Eukaryota; Metazoa; Chordata; Mammalia; Chiroptera; Vespertilionidae. The transcript has 15 exons. Bases 69 to 1682 code for a protein of 537 amino acids. Gene Ontology annotation, biological process: negative regulation of transcription by RNA polymerase II. Gene Ontology annotation, cellular component: nucleoplasm; NuRD complex. Gene Ontology annotation, molecular function: chromatin binding; transcription corepressor activity; histone deacetylase binding. The record is from RefSeq and is a predicted model, not a curated record.